Anas platyrhynchos (mallard) is the source of this 1185-nucleotide messenger RNA. The record is from RefSeq and is a predicted model, not a curated record. NCBI's taxonomy places the organism in Eukaryota, Metazoa, Chordata, Aves, Anseriformes, Anatidae.
AAACUGGGAGGAGUGUCCGAUACGGUGUGGGCUGUGCUGCCAGCCAGAGAGACCUGGGCAGGCUGAAGCCUUGGGCAGCGAGGAACUUCGUGGAGUUCAACAAAGGCAGGUGCUGAGUCCUGCACCAGAAUAACCCCCUGCACCUGUACAGCUUGGGAGCUGACCUGCUGGAAAGCAGCCCUGCAGGGAAGGACCUGGCAGUCCUGGUGGACAGCACGUUAACCGUGAGCCAGCACUAUGCCCUCGUGGCCAUCGGUCUCCUGGGUGCAUUCAGAAGAGUGCUGCGAGCAGGCUGAGGGAGGGGAUCCUGCCCAUCCAUCCAGCCCUGGCAACUUGUUGCAGCGCUGGAAUGUGCCCGUAGGACUACAGAUGAGCAGACAAGUGGCUAGCUCUGAUGUGCCUGGGGGCAAAGGCAGUAGUUCUGUUUUUGCCCUUAUUAUGGGCUUGUCAACGUUAGGAGCGGGUGUAUAUGUGUACAAAACGUUAAGAGAAAACAAAGAGCGUUUCACCAGCCGUGUCACAACAAUAACAGCACGAUCACAAGAAAAUGCAUCAUCUCCUGGUGCUGCUUCUCGGGGCUCAGCAGCUCCAGAAGCUCACCCUGAGGUCCCAUCUCAUGUUCCUUUCCUGCUAAUCGGUGGAGGAACUGCUGCUUUUGCUGCUGCCCCCAUUCGGGCUCGUGACCCUGGUGCCCGGGUGCUGAUUGUGUCUGAAGAUCCUUCAUUGCCCUACAUGCGUCCGCCCCUUUCCAAAGAACUGUGGUUCUCAGAUGAUCCAAAUGUGACGGAGACUCUGCGAUUCAAACAGUGGAAUGGCAAGGAGAGGAGCAUAUAUUUCCAGCCACCGUCAUUCUAUGUGCCUGCUCGUGAUCUGCCUUUUGUAGAAAAUGGUGGAGUAGCAGUUCUCUGUGGCAAGAAGGUGAGUGCAUCACUAGCUGUUGUUCUAUCAUCAUACAGCUCUUCCCAAGCAGAACCCAUGGUCUAAGCUUAAAAGUAACAGCUGUAAACCCUUGUGGGGGGCUGGCUGAGGAGGAGCAUAUGAAAAAUGUUGUGAAAAAUUUAUACAGUGAAUCUGGGACUACCCUAAUCUUAAGGACAGCAUGUGUGAAGCUUGAAAGCAGGAAAAGCUAUGAAAAAUAGCAGUGAUCUGAGGGAAGUUGAAGCAGGAAGGAUGAGAUUGGAGUAU